UGAGAAGCGGCGCAGUUCUUACCGGUGAAACCUUUCAAGUCGUCCAGUUGCCGCUCUGAAUAAAAGAAGGCAGCGUGCGCCUGCUUUUUAUCAGGUAUCCUGCUCAUCUGAAACGUCUAGUGGACAGCGACAAGCAGAGCUGCUAGGCUGGUUAGGUUAAUUGGUGACUCCAGACAAGAUUAAAGAACAGUCACUGAAGUCGCUUUAUUAAAUUGUUACAUUUUAUUCAACUGACUCUGCUCUAGUCGGACCACUAAAGAAAUUCCCUUUACUGUUUAGCACCUUAUCGUGUGUGCUAAUGCGUUCUUAAUACACAUACGCGUCUGAAGUAGGCGGCAGCGCUUUCUGAAUUCACUUGAUAAUUAAGCUCAUCCUCCUGACUCCGGACAACGUUUGUUUCAGGAGCCCAAGCACAUUAAGUAGCCUCCCGCAUUCCGCAGUGAUCCUUCUCUGUGCGGUGAUCCUCUUGUUUGAGCCGCGCGGGCACCUCACAUCUUCUUCAAGAUAUGCCGCUGUCAUUUCUACCAGCACUGGUGCUGUGCUUUGCAGUUUACGCUGCCAGGGCAUGGACAGUCACGAACAGCACGGACCACUCGCUGGAGACAGCUGGUAGCUUCAAGGAGACUGCUUCAGCCGUGGACUCUGGGAGCAUCUCCAAAACCCGAAGGAAGAGAUACAUUUCCGAAAACGAUAUGAUUGCUAUUCUAGAUUACCAUAACAAGGUCAGAGGACGAGUCUUCCCACCUGCUGCUAACAUGGAAUACAUGGUUUGGGAUGAAACUCUUGCAAAAUCUGCAGAAUCGUGGGCUUCGAUGUGCAUAUGGGAUCAUGGGCCCCAAUAUCUUCUGAGAUUCCUGGGUCAGAACUUGUCAGUAAGGACUGGACGCUAUCGAUCCAUUCUUCAACUAGUGAAACCCUGGUAUGACGAAGUGAAGGAUUAUGCAUUUCCAUACCCUCAAGACUGCAAUCCCAGAUGUCCAUUAAAAUGCUAUGGCCCAAUGUGCACACACUAUACCCAGAUGGUGUGGGCCACUUCCAAUCGAGUUGGCUGUGCGAUCAAUACUUGCCAUAAUAUGAAUGUCUGGGGUUCAGUAUGGAGAAGAGCUACCUACCUGGUGUGCAAUUAUUCACCCAAAGGGAACUGGAUUGGAGAAGCUCCCUACAAAGUAGGUGUUCCAUGUUCUGCGUGUCCACCAAGUUAUGGAGGUUCUUGCAGCAACAACAUGUGCUUUCCAGGAGUCACUUCAAACUACCUGUACUGGUUUAAAUGAGACAUUUCUACAUGCUCUUUAAUUUCAAUUAAUUUGCACAUCUUUAUAAUUCCAAGAGUCUUGCAUUUGUGAUCAGCUGAUUGUUCUCUGGGCUGUGACUAGAGCAGGGCCAGGAGAUAACAUUUAGGUUGUGCUGCUCUUGUAUUGUAACAAAGAGAGUACUUUGAACAAUUAAUUUAAAAUUCACUUGCAUUUUAAGUUUAAAUAUUCAUCUCAAAUGCGACCAUUUUAAAGAUAGGACAUUUUCCUGUUAACUGGUUAAUGUACUUUGAGUUGAAGUGUCACCUUAGUGUGGAAUUUACAGCUAUUUACUGUAUAUACUUAUCAUUUAAAUGGUAACUACAUAGAAGAAUAAUGCAAGUAUGAAGUCAUUUGUGUACCUUUAUUACAAAAGGUUUUAAGCAUGUAUUAACGUUUUUUUAAUCAAGGUUACAGUUUUAUCUAAAGGCCAACCAAUAUUAAUUUGAAAACAAUGCAGUCUUUCGAUAUAAGAUCUUUUUAAUAAUACACAGUCUUUAUGUCAUAAAUGGUGCUUUAUUGAUUCAUAGAUACUGUUAACCGGUGUACAACUUGGUGCUUGUUUCUGAGAGAAAGUAUAAUUUGUAUUACAGUACAUUCUGCUAAAAUAUUACUUUGCAAUAAUCGGGGAGCUAAUGAACAUGCAACAUGUUUUUGAUAUAUUUAGACAAGACUGUUAGCUAUCUUAUAAUGCAAUUUUAGGAUUCCAUGAAAUACGUUGGCUCUCUCACACAGCACAUCGUGUCAAUGGCAAACAAAGCCUUGACCCGAGUUUAGUUUCCAGGUGGCCUUCUCUUUUUGUGGAGCUACAUAUUUACGCUGUGUCCAUUUGGGUUUUCUUCCACAGUACAAACAAAUGCUGCUAGGUUCGACUGAACAUUUGAAAUUGACCCUAACUUAAUGCAAGUGUGUUCUCUGAUAGAUUGGCAUGAAAUCAACUUUAGCACUUUGUUUCUUCCAGAAUUAGGGCCUCAGAAAACAAACAUGGGAAGGCUUCAUGGGAAACUUGAAAUAGCAUCCCAUCUGUGUAAUUUGUUUUGGCAUAAUUUACAUUUUGCUCAAGAUACCUCAAAACCAAUUCCUCUCAAGAUGUUCCGUAUUUUCUUUGGGAAGACAGGAUAGACUAGACAGGAAGUCAUUUCCAGAUACCUAAAAAUGCAUCUGAGAUAUCUUAAAAUGGAUAAAAAGUUAUUUUAAGAUAUUUCAGAAAUACUUGA
Messenger RNA from Polypterus senegalus (gray bichir), 2506 nucleotides. RefSeq names its product peptidase inhibitor 15-like. The record is from RefSeq and is a predicted model, not a curated record. Gene Ontology annotation, cellular component: extracellular region. The transcript has 5 exons. Bases 507 to 1271 code for a protein of 254 amino acids. Lineage: Eukaryota; Metazoa; Chordata; Cladistia; Polypteriformes; Polypteridae.